This is a messenger RNA of Filobasidium floriforme, 1383 nucleotides long. RefSeq lists its product as uncharacterized. The record is from RefSeq and is a predicted model, not a curated record. The transcript is spliced from 4 exons. The coding region runs from base 1 to 1383 and encodes 460 amino acids. Lineage: Eukaryota; Fungi; Basidiomycota; Tremellomycetes; Filobasidiales; Filobasidiaceae.
AUGUCGGCCAAGAUCGGCUUUGUAACGCCGCCCAAAGCUGCACCUGGACCGGGUCUGAGUAGGGUCGAGAAGCAGCGAUUGAUCGAGAACCUGGAACUCGAAGUACAAGAUCGGACAAGACACUUUCAUGGAGCUCUAACCGACAUUCUCAACUCGUUCUUGGUACGACAAGAAUCCGAGAUCCUGCGCAUCCCGAAAGAUCUCCGUAAUGUCAGGAUGAAGGACCUGAAGACCAUGUGGGGCGGAGAUUGGGCGAGUACCCUGCGACAUCUGAAAGAAGAGACUCUGAAAGGGAAAAUAGAGGGGGACCGGACGGAAGAAGGGAAACGUAUGGAGGAGGGUCUGCUGAGCGAAGGCAAUGGCGAUAAACGGAAACGGAAACGGCCUGAAGCGGAAAGCAGGGAAGGGUCGAUAGAUAUAGGUGCGGAGAGAGCCAAGAAGACACCUCGUCGAGCGGAGAAUCUCAAUGCUGCACUUCUACCUCCCGCCAGCACAGCGAAAACACCGACAGGGACCGGAUCCCGACUAGCCGGUUUCUUUGGUAAACGUCCCCUUCUGCCGGUCGCAAAUACGCUCUCCCCCGCUGUCAGCAGCCCGUUCAAGCGGUUUGGGUCUAGGCCAAACCUCGCUGCAGCUUCGACGGCUUCGCCAUCGAAACCGAGCCGUUUCGCCGGGUUCAAGCUCCCGACCAUGUCGUCAUUGAGUAGGGAUACCACUAAGAGCCAAACGCCCGCUCCCGCGAUCAGGACGUUUGAGCCCGCCAUCCCAGAGGUUACGCCAAGGUUUCCUCGAAAGAUGAAGGACACGGAUGUAGUGCUCAGCGCCAACGGAAGUCCAAUCGCCAACCCUUGGACGCUGAGGAAAGAAGCAUCGGAGACGAGCGAGGACGAGAAUGAGCUGCCAGACCCGGAAGCGCUGGAGAAGGCCAUGAUGGCAAGAAAUACUCCCAAAUUUGAUCCGGGACCGUCCCGGCCGAACAGAGCUGCCGAACUACCACGCCAGAUGGCAAGAAAGCGGAUCUCUUCCAUCCGAAUAAGACAGUCGAUCUCGAUGGCGCAGCCAGACUAUUAUGAUCCUUUCGUGGAUGCCACGCCGACAAAACCUUCGCACACCGAGAAACCCUCGUCUUCACGGGUUGCAGGAGGCGGUACACUGGGGUUGAAUGAGUCGCCAGCUCAGAUAUCCAGUCGAGGCGCCAUGUUGAGGUUGACGACCUCUUCCGGGUUGACGAUCGAUUUCGAUCCGUUCACGGACGAUCCAGAGAUGGUUGAAGAGGAGCUUCGGGGCAAGGGUGUCGGCGAAGACGUACGGGGACAGGUCAGAAUGGAGAUGGCCAAGAAGGUCAAGGAGCUAAGAGAACGACUGGCCAGCUUCAAGAUAUAA